AUGCUGACCGAUGGUCUGGUUGUGUUACGGAACGUCCCAGUUGAAGACUACUCAUCGGUGCGCGUGGAACUGCUACGUUUACCGGAAUUUCCAUCCGGUACCUUUCUGCAACGGGUGGCCCAGUUCGUGAAUCGUGUCGAGAUGUACGUAUUCCAGGAGCAGACAUUUAAUAUUAUGCCCGAUAAUACCCUGCAGGAUGUAUCGUUGUUCAAAGCAAAGGCCCUACGUCAGGUACUGUUCGGUACGAACAUCCAGCUGAAAAUCUUUACAGUGUUUGACUGCUCGCUCGAUCGCAUACCGACGACGUUGUCCAACGCCCAGGAGCUGAAGGAGCUCGUAAUGGAAAGUUGCAUCGUGAAGGGUUUCUCGUUCGAUGCGUUUGCUAGCAACAGUAAGCUGUUGGCACUUGAUCUGAGUAGGAACCAAAUCACCCAGAUCUUCCCUUCGACCUUAACCGAACAACCCUCACUGGCUAUCGAGACACUGAAUCUUGCGUCAAACCAACUAGAAAACGUAGACAUGACGGCCUUCGCUCCGUUAACUGCCCUCCGCAUGCUGUCGUUGGAAUACAAUAAUUUGAUGCGACUAGCCGCUGAACGGACCGUCACAUGGCCCCUCCUUGAGGUGAUCGAUCUUCAUGCCAACCAGUUGCAGACGCUGGAUCUGCAGUGGUUAGUGGCACCCAACCUGCAGCGCUUGUGGCUCGAUGAAAAUCGUUUCCAGUCAAUUCCGCCCCGUCUGCGACGUUUCCCGAGGCUGCAGAUGCUCGGUAUGGGUAUGAAUAACUUCUCCGGCAUCGAUCUCGCCCCCCUCAAUGGACUACCGAACCUUACCACGGUGGACUUCUCCUACAAUUCCAAUGCGCGCUUCAUUCGAACGUCACGCCCCGUUCAGCUGCCAUCCAUAUCUUACAUGACGGCUGAAAGGUGUGCCCUGCAACGGUUUAACACCACCGGCAUAGAUAUGCCGGUGAUAGGCUACAUCGGUCUUGGAUGGAACAAUUUCUCUACGAUUCCGCCCCUUCGGAAGGCUCUCCCUUCACUGGAAACCUACAGUUUGGAGGGUAAUCCGUUAUCCUGUUCGACCAUCAAGAACCAGCUGGACCCGAUUUUGGCGGGCUUUAUACGUCGACUCGAGGUCAGCACAGAUCCGGAGCUAUACGUCGCGGUGCAAGAUUUGAUCCUGGCCGGCAAUGAGCUGGAGUACAUCGAUAUGGAGUUCUUCGUGCCACUCAGGCGGCUCAGGUACAUCGAUCUAGAAGGUAAUCGAUUGAAGCGAAUUGUGGUAACAGAGGGUAAGACGAUCAGAUUACCAGCGCUCAUCUCGGUAAUUCUCAACGAAAACUACUUGAGACAACUGAACCUUAGCGAGUGGGACGCACCGCUGCUCAAUACGCUGGAGCUGAACCGAAAUCAACUCACACAGCUACCGAUCGGUGUGAAGCGACUGUCUGCCUUAUGUUUUUUGCACUUAUCCUACAACCAUCUUACAUCACUCGACCUGCAACAGUUCGUCAACCUUACGAAUUUGACCACGAUCGAUGUGUCCAACAAUCGACUGCGAAUCAUACUGCCACUGUUCCUGCCAGACACGAACCAGACGACCAACCUGAUUACCCUUCCGAGGCUUCAGCAUCUUUUGCUGUCAAAUAAUGCUCUCACGCACAUCGAUUUCGACCGUUUGAAUCUACCUGCCCUGGAACGCCUUAUCCUUAGUGCCAACCUACUUCACCGACUGCCGAACGUCUUUAUACGUCGACUCGAGGUCAGCACAGAUCCGGAGCUAUACGUCGCGGUGCAAGAUUUGGUCCUGGCCGGCAAUGAGCUGGAGUACAUCGAUAUGGAGUUCUUCGUGCCACUCAGGCGGCUCAGGCACAUCGAUCUAGAAGGUAAUCGAUUGAAGCGAAUUGUGGUAACAGAGGGUAAGACGAUCAGAUUACCAGCGCUCAUCUCGUUAAUUCUCAACGAAAACUACUUGAAACAACUGGACCUUACCGAGUGGGACGCACCGUUACUCCAUAAGCUGGAGCUGAACCGAAAUCAACUCAAACAGCUACCGAACGCUAUCGAGCGACUGUAUGCACUGUGUUCAUUACGAAUAUCCAACAACCAUCUUACAUCACUCGACCUGCAACAGUUCGUCAACCUUACGAAUUUGACCACGGUCGAUGUGUCUAACAAUCGACUGCGAAUCAUGCUGCCACUGUCCCUGCCAGACACGAACCAGACGACCAACCCGAUUACCCUUCCGAGGCUUCAGCAUCUUUUGCUAUGGAGCAACGCUCUCACGCACAUCGAUUUCGACCGUUUGAAUCUACCUGCCCUGGAAAGCUUAAACCUUUGCACCAACCUACUUCAACGACUGUCGAACAUAUUUACCCGUUACCCAAGACUGAAAUCAGUAAUGUGCAUCGUAGCGAUGAUGAGACGACGAUCCAAGUAUGCUACGCUGAACUAUAACACUUUGAGCGCACAGUUCUAA
This is a messenger RNA of Anopheles darlingi, 2481 nucleotides long. RefSeq names its product protein artichoke-like. Gene Ontology annotation, cellular component: extracellular matrix. Gene Ontology annotation, molecular function: protein binding. Lineage: Eukaryota; Metazoa; Arthropoda; Insecta; Diptera; Culicidae. The record is from RefSeq and is a predicted model, not a curated record. The coding region runs from base 1 to 2481 and encodes 826 amino acids. The transcript has 4 exons.